AUGUCAAUGGAAAUCGACUCUGGUGCGGGCCCCUCAUCUUUUAGCAGAAAGAGGGACGACACUAUUGUGGAUCCUGACACAAAACAAGAGAUCCAGGACCGCAAAAGACCUAAAGUUGCCCUGGACAAUAGCAAAAAAGUAGAACACAGCGACACAUUGCCUCAAGAAAUUUGCUCAAAUUGCAUUAGAUUUAUCAACAAAUCAAUUCAGUUUCGUAAGAACUGUGAAGAAGCACAGAUCAUACUACAAAACUACACACUCGGAGACAAAGUACCUCACCCAUUUACUAAUAACACAGAUGAAAGCUCUAAGAUAAAUAUUGCACAUACAAAUAAUGAAGAUUUUGAUGAUUUCGAUGACAACAUCCCCCUGGAUACUUUAAAAGUCGAGGGGACAUGUGUGGAAAAGCCGCUAGAAUGCCUGGAGAUAUGCAUGGAUACUAAAACAGCACAUACACCAGAUUUAGUAUUUAACAAAAAGAGGUGUGUGGUUCGGAAGGAAAAUGCUAUACGGAGUUUGAAAGAUAACAGAGAAACUAAAAGCACGGAAGAAAUUGAAUGUGAAUAUUGUCACAAGGUCUUAACUUCCAAAUUAUCUUUACGGAAUCAUUACAAGAUACACACUGGGUUCGAUGUGGUGUGUGAGCAUUGUGGUAAGAAGUUCAUAACACGCAGGUUGCUGCUGAUGCACUGUCGAGCCAAACACGGUUACGAGAAGACAGAUAAAUGUUCGUUUUGCGAGUACAAGGCUUCAAAUGCUGAACAGGUAAAGAUACACGAGCGCUUGCAUACAGGUGAAAAGCCAUACGUGUGUAAGGAAUGUAAUGCUGGUUUCCACAGAAAGAGUAGCUAUCUGCAACAUAUAGCUAUACAUUUGCCGGAGAAGACAGUGCAGUGUGACCAGUGUCCAGCGCGCUUCAAGUCGGUAACACUCAUGCGCAUACACAAGAACAGGCACCGUGCACCGCAAUACAGGUACAAGUGUGGUGUGUGCGAUAACAGCUUCGCGAGACGACGGAAUGCGGCCAGACAUUUGCAACGAGUACACGGUGUUAGCCCAGACCAUCAUAUACACAGGCAUAACAUACAUUGA
This is a messenger RNA of Leptosia nina, 1092 nucleotides long. Lineage: Eukaryota; Metazoa; Arthropoda; Insecta; Lepidoptera; Pieridae. The record is from the annotation of a GenBank genome assembly.